This is a messenger RNA of Syngnathus acus (greater pipefish), 2934 nucleotides long. RefSeq names its product protein kinase, cAMP-dependent, regulatory, type II, alpha A (gene prkar2aa). Bases 650 to 1825 code for a protein of 391 amino acids. Gene Ontology annotation, biological process: regulation of protein phosphorylation. Lineage: Eukaryota; Metazoa; Chordata; Actinopteri; Syngnathiformes; Syngnathidae. Gene Ontology annotation, molecular function: cAMP-dependent protein kinase regulator activity. The record is from RefSeq and is a predicted model, not a curated record. Gene Ontology annotation, cellular component: cAMP-dependent protein kinase complex. The transcript has 11 exons.
CGUCUUGGAGGAGAUUCAUUCGUGCAUGACAGCUUGUGGAGUAGCCGGUCGGUGGGGGGCGUUCGAUCGUGUUUAUUCCACGCACGCGUCGCCCGUUUCAUUUGAUAUUGCAAACCGAUCGGUUUUACCUUGCGGUUUUUUGUUGUUGCGGACUGUUUUUGAUCACUGAACUCCCUGUGACGUACUGUACAGUAGUGGCUAACAGGCUGUUAGCUAAUCAGCCGAAUAGCUUGUUGGUGAACCAGCUCCCCGCAAUUCUCUCCAGCAAGUCCCACCCUCUAAGGAGUGCGUGGUCGUCGUGCGAAGCUGCAGCGGUGAAGCGGUACUUCCCCACCCCCCUACCCUUCAACUCAGCCGGCAUCGUUCUUGUUACGCCUCCGACGGGUCUGCUAGCAAAGCUAAAACCAUUAAGCCCUGGUAACGUUAGCAAGGUGACGCCAACGACAUUGUUGGCGCUGUGUGGGGAGAGACGUGUCUUCUAAAGAGGGAUACGUUCGCUGUUCUCACUCCCCUCACCGGCUUCGAGAAGCGGCGGAAAACAAGAGCGAACGGGGAAUACUGCACGGCGAAGGAGGGGACUGGCUCGAUUAGCCGGUGUGAUUGAAUUCGCAUACAGAGAUCAAGCCCUGCGACUGAGCCACAGACAACCAUGAGUAUUGAGAUACCCGUGGGUUUGAAGGAACUGCUGGAGGGCUAUACAGUGGAAGUGCUUCGGCAACGACCGUCGGACCUGUUGGAAUUUGCCGUCCAGUACUUCACCCGCUUGCGGGACACCAGGAGUCAAGAUGGGGCUAAUGAAGGGGGCAAGAUGGGAAAAGGGGUGAUGUUCGAUGGAGAGCCGAUGCAAACGGAGUCCAACGGCGACGAUGACGAAGAUGACGAUUCAGACUUUGAACCCCCACCACCAAGCAGAUUCAACAGAAGAGUAUCAGUGUGUGCGGAGGCAUUCAAUCCAGAUGAAGAUGAUGAAGACACAGAACCCAGAGUGGUUCAUCCAAAAACCGAUGUACAACGCUGCAGACUGCAGGAGGCCUGUCGGGACAUUUUGCUCUUCAAAACACUGGAUCAGGAGCAGUUCUCUGAAGUGCUGGAUGCAAUGUUUGAAUUACGGGUCCAGCCCCAAGAGCAUGUGAUUGACCAGGGAGACGAUGGGGACAACUUUUAUGUCAUAGAGCGAGGUGUGUUUGACAUUGUGGUAUCAGGAACAUGCGUGGGUCAGUAUGACAACAAGGGCAGUUUCGGGGAGCUGGCACUCAUGUACAACACACCACGUGCAGCUACCAUCAUCGCCACCGAAGAGGGCUCGCUAUGGGGGCUGGAUCGUGCCACAUUUCGUAGACUCAUUUUGAAGAACAAUGCCAAGAAGCGAAGGAUGUACGAGUCUUUUAUUGAGUCUGUGCCCCUACUGAAAUCCCUGGAGGCAAAUGAGAGGAUGAAGAUUGUGGAUGUAUUAGGCGCAAAACAGUUCUCAGAUGGUGAGCGCAUCAUUACACAGGGGGACAGUGCUGACUGCUUCUACAUUGUCGAAUCUGGGGAAGUCAAGAUCAUGAUGAAGAGUAAAACGAAGGCAGACCAUGCAGACAACGCGGAGGUGGAGAUAGCACGCUGUAGCAGGGGUCAGUACUUCGGGGAGCUGGCCUUGGUCACUAACAAGCCCCGCGCUGCUUCAGCCUACGCAGUGGGCAGUGUCAAAUGUUUGGUAAUAGACGUGCAAGCGUUUGAGCGCCUCCUGGGCUCCUGUAAAGAGAUCAUGAAGAGGAACAUCGCCCAUUACGAGGAGCAGCUGGUGGCCCUGUUCGGCUCGAGCAUGGACCUGAGAGACUGAGCCUCCCACUCCACUCGCCGUGCCUUCUAUUACACAAGCACGCACACACACACACAGACACAAACACACACACAUUCACACAGGUGAUCGAGAUGCAUCCAAAGCUUUACCCAUUUUGUCCAAACAUGAAGAAAUGUAUUUGGUUCACAUGGAAAGGAAUAAAAUAAAAUUUAUUUUGCGUAUACACUGACACAAGCACUCACAUAUUCCCUUAAUAUAACUCUUACACAUGCACUCCUUAAUAAAACUGCACACACACACGCACACACAUGCAGAUAACUGUAGGUCAUAACCUUGUUAUUUCAUGCCAGCUUCACGCUUUCAGCAUGUCUUCGAUGAGUUCACCUGUAUGCAGGUAAAGCAGAGGUCAGAUGUAGAACGAAUACACACACACUCACACACUCACACUCCAUAUCGUUUUCCAAAGCGCAGCAGCACUCGUGCUUUGAAUGGCAGUUAUCGAUAUCACAGGAGCGUUUUAACAGCUCUGAUUUGCUUCAGCCAAGGAGAGAGACACACACACACAUACACGCACAGAAACACGCACAGGGGGUACACUUAAUGAACACAAACCACAUUUGCAAAAACAAAAUUGAGCUGACAAACUUAAAAAAAGAUGUUAAAAAAUGCAAAAAAGUUUAAUGAAGACUAAAGUUUUAGAAACAUUUUAUGAAGAUAAAAACAGAAUCUUUGAUAAAAUAUUAUUUAAGUAUAUAAAAAAGAAGUGUUUUCUCCCUGAGAGGCCGGGGUACAGAACAAUGUGAGGACACUCCAUUUCUUCCUCGACUGUUGUUGAGUUCAGUUAGUGCUGGUGAAUAUUACAGUACCAUGGAGGAAGUGAUAAAACAACAUCCUCCAUUUCUGGGAAUUUGCUAUUCUAUUCGUUGACGCCACACUUCAUUGUAUUGAAUUAAUUAUUAAUGUAUUGCUAUCAUAUAUUUUUUUUUGUUGUUUUUUUUUUGACCAACUGAUAAUUCACCCUCCAUCUGUGUAAAAACACAGAAAAAGCUAAUAAAAAUUGUGCUUAUUUCUCUUCGAUUAUCCUAAAUGAGUUGUCCUGGAUGGAAAAAACAAAAAAAACAAAAAAAUAAAGAUAACCUUUUGGUAAA